AGCGCAGUGUCCUACAUUGAAGGAAGCCGCACAGGCCCGCCAUUUCACUGAACGCUUUUCUGCUCCUUGGAACACGCCUGCAGGGUGGCGGAAAAAAAGGGAGGAGGGGAAGAAGACAGUCGGAUUUGGGGCAAGAAAGGAAUGGGAGAUGAGGCAAAGGAUCCGUGCCACGUUUUUUUUUGUUUGUUUCACUCGGGUUUUUAACGAUGUAACGCUGUAGAAGAGGGAGCAGAUAGCGAUCUCGCCUCGGUUCCGGAUUUGUUCGGUCUCGGUUGCUGUUUCUCUUUGUAUCCCUAAUCAAAGACUGCGAACACACAGGACGAGCUGUACGUGUUGUUGUUUUUGUUGUUGGUGUUUUUUUUUUUUUUUUUAAGAAAAUCCGACAUAUUUUCUUUUCUUUCUUCACCCGCCUGGGCGCGCUGAAGAUGUCGGGCCAGAGCAUAACGGACAGGAUAACGGCCGCUCAGCACAGCGUUACCGGCUCGGCCGUGUCCAAAACCGUCUGCAAGGCGACCACACAUGAAAUCAUGGGCCCUAAAAAGAAACAUUUGGAUUAUCUCAUCCACUGUACUAACGAGAUGAACGUGAACAUUCCUCAGCUGGCUGACUCGUUGUUUGAGAGGACCACCAACACCAGCUGGGUGGUCGUCUUCAAAUCCCUCAUCACAACACACCACCUCAUGGUCUACGGCAACGAGCGUUUUGUUCAGUAUCUGGCCUCCAGGAAUACCUUAUUCAACCUCAGUAACUUUUUGGACAAAAGUGGACUACAAGGUUAUGACAUGUCGACUUUUAUUCGGCGGUACAGCCGAUAUCUGAACGAGAAAGCAGUGUCUUAUCGACAGGUGGCGUUUGAUUUUACAAAAGUUAAGCGUGGGGUCGAUGGAGUGAUGAGAACCAUGAAUACGGAAAAGCUCCUUAAAAAUCCUAUCAUCCAAAACCAGAUGGAUGCCCUGUUGGACUUCAACGUCAAUGCCAAUGAGCUCACCAACGGGGUUAUUAAUGCAGCCUUCAUGCUCCUCUUCAAAGACUCAAUCAGGCUUUUUGCAGCUUACAACGAGGGGAUAAUCAACCUGCUGGAAAAGUAUUUCGACAUGAAGAAGGUUCAGUGCAAAGAAGGACUGGACAUUUACAAGAAAUUUCUUACCAGAAUGACACGCAUCUCUGAGUUCCUCAAGGUGGCAGAGCAGGUGGGGAUAGACCGAGGGGACAUUCCUGAUCUCUCUCAGGCUCCCAGCAGUCUUCUGGAUGCUUUAGAGCAGCACCUGGCCUCUUUGGAGGGCAAAAAGGUCAAGGAUUCCACUGCGGCCAGCAGGGCAAGCACGCUUUCUAAUGCUGUUUCAUCAUUGGCAAACACUGGCAUGUCUUUUACCAAAGUGGAUGAGAGAGAAAAGCAGGCAGCCCUGGAGGAAGAGCAGGCCCGUCUGAAAGCACUGAAGUGGACCCCCUGCAGUACCGCCGUGGACCCCCUAGGGGUGGCAGACACCCAGGAACAGCGGUUGAAAGAGCUCUCUAAAAGGCCCUCAUUUGCCACCACAGACACAUCUCCGGUGUCCACCACAGCAGCCAGCAUCAGCACAGCUCCUGCUAUUGACCUGUUCUCCACUCCAAGCUGCUCUAAUGGUUCCUUGAAGAGGGAGAGUGACCUUUUUGACUUCCAUCCAUCCAUGCAACCAGGACCCUCACCCACACCAUGGGGAGAUCCUUUUUCUACUUCUGAAGCUGUCGAAGGCUCCAUCCCAACCCUUAACCCUUUUCUAACCAAACAUGUCGAUCCUGCUCAUCCACCUGCUGUGUCGUCCGAUGGUGUUAGUUUUCCUUCUAGGACAUCAGGUCAUGAGCUAUUCAGUGAUUCUUUUGGUCAAGCAUCUAUGAUCCAGCAUCUUACAAACCCCUCUCCCUUCCCGCCUGAGCCUUCCACUGUAGCAGGUCUUUUCCGAGGAUACGGUCCUCCACAGGUUCCUCCUCCACAGAAUACAGGGGAGCUAAAUGUUGACUUUGAGUCUGUUUUUGGAAACAAAGCUGCCUCCUCUACUAACUUAGACACCAAUGGGGGGAUUUUGAAGCCCACAAUGGCCAGCUCUAAUCAGCCUUCCUCUCAGAACCAAGAAAAGCUCAUGUCAAACGAUCUAGACUCCUCCUUAGCAAAUCUAGUUGGAAACUUGGGAAUUGGAAAUGGCACAACUAAAAACGAUAUCCACUGGAGCCAGCCAGGAGAGAAGAAACUGACAGGUGGAAUGAACUGGCAGCCCAAAGCAGCCCCUUCCACUACAUGGAACCCUGUCUCAAUGCCUCCAUCAGUUAUGGCCUUCCCUGCAACAACCCCAACAGGCAUGAUGGGAUAUGGCCUGCCCCCACAGUUGCCCUCAAUGUCCAUGAUGACACAACCCACAAUGAUGUACACACAGCCUGUCAUGAGGCCAUCCAACCCAUUUGGAUCUGUAUCCAGUGCACAGCCCUCUGCUGCCUCUAGUCCCUCCAGUCAGAGCCCUCUUCGAGCUCCAGGACAAGACCCCUUUGCACAGCUCUCUCUCAAGGAUUUCUUGUAGAACCUCAUCUCUUGUCUAGAUGCAGUUUAUGUAACACAAGCUGAAUUCACUCCCUGAAGUCAAAGCAUUGUCCAGCGCAGCUCUGUGGUCUGUGCUGUCCUGCUCUUCAGAGGAACCAAACAUGUCUAAAAUGUCAACGGUCCAGGAACAGAAGGUGUGAUGAGACCGGGAGCUUAUUAGAAUCAUUUUGUAAUUUUGUCUGCGAUAUGAAGUGAUGCUGCUGUUCUACCCUGACCGGGGUUUCCUCAUGCAUUUUAUAAUCUGUAAGGAUAGAUAAAUGGGACUGAGAAAGGUUAUCAUUGUAUAAAAAAAAAUAUCUAUGUUAAUGUUCCCUGUUGCUGUUAUUUUUCUUUCUUUUUGUUUCUUUUUUUUUUUUGGUUUUUAAAAGGGGAGAAAGGCAGGAAUCUCCCUAAAUCUAAGACUCUUACAUUAAAUAGGAUAAAGUGAUGCUAUUUUACCACUUUGUUUAGUUUUGUCUUUUUAAUUAUGUUCACAAAUAGACCUCACUUGUGUGUUUGUA
This is a messenger RNA of Silurus meridionalis, 3069 nucleotides long. RefSeq names its product phosphatidylinositol binding clathrin assembly protein b (gene picalmb). Gene Ontology annotation, molecular function: phosphatidylinositol-4,5-bisphosphate binding; clathrin heavy chain binding; SNARE binding. Gene Ontology annotation, biological process: synaptic vesicle budding from presynaptic endocytic zone membrane; clathrin coat assembly; clathrin-dependent endocytosis. The record is from RefSeq and is a predicted model, not a curated record. Gene Ontology annotation, cellular component: clathrin-coated vesicle; synaptic vesicle; extrinsic component of presynaptic endocytic zone membrane. NCBI's taxonomy places the organism in Eukaryota, Metazoa, Chordata, Actinopteri, Siluriformes, Siluridae.